AAGAACAUCCUGCAGGUUGCUUCUUACUCAGUUUUCUUCGCACCUCGCAUCUAGCUGAGUGUUGUAAAAUAACUGGCAAACAUCAACUAUAACAUCUAACUACCUCUACGACUGUCACUCAACAAAUAUUUCGAACACCAUAACUCUGCUUCUUUUCAAGCUCGACUAGCACACAGCAUCUCCCUACAAGAGCGUCGAGUUCCGAAGCUUCUUGUUUAAUGCAAAAAAAGUCAACAGUUUUUACAUCUUCACGACAUAAAAAAUAAGGAGGCGAAUAGUAUCCUCUUCGUGGACAAGAACAUUCAAAUCUUUGAACCAAUUGAAACCAAACCAAUGCUUCGCUCCACGGUUUUGUUGCUUGCUGCGGCAGAUCAUGUUGCGGCUGCGUCCUCUCAUUUUGGUGCGGCUCCUGCUCCGUACGUGCAUCUUCGAGGGGCCGGGGGUUCGCCCUGGUUGACGGACAGUUCCGGUCGUCGCGGCGGAGCCGACACCAGUGGUCCUGCUUUAUCUUCCUACGGUAAAGAGAUGGAGAUGUUACAACGCCCCUCCGCGGUCACCAGCGUCGGAAAGCAGGCGCUCCGUGGUAGUCGUGGCCGCCCCAGUGCAACUCGUGGCGGCAGAAGUAAGCAACAGCGAGCCUCAUCCUCACGUGGUCAACAAGGAGCCGGCGCAUCGAGCCGCACUGGUUCCGCCCCGUCGGUCACCGAGAUUGCUGCUGCCAGUGCGGGGACUACUAGUACUCCUAACGAGCACGCUGUCUGGAGCAGCCUCGACAAAAUUUUCAGUGGCAUGCAGAUGACGGACGCGCAGGCAGCCGCGAUGGAGAGCAGCUACGAAAAAUGGGCGAAGUUCGAAGCCAAAGCUGAUUUGGCCGCGAUGGCGAAAGACGAACAGAUCCUCAAGGUUCAGACCGACAUUGAGAAGCAGCUCCUGGACCUCCAGGGGCAACAACAGCAUGGAUCUGUCACGCCCGACCUCGACCAGGUUUUCGUGGACGCGAUCAAUAAACAGAUUCAACUUGGCGCAGAAAACGCCACUGCCUCGUCGUCGGACGCAAUUUUUAACUCCCAGAAACAAGUUGAGACGCGGAUCAAGUACUGCAAGGCCUACUGGAAUAUCCUCUGCAAAAGUAUCGUACUCGUACUCGUAGUAAUCGCAGUCAUGCAUUACAAAUCUCCAUCCCAAGGUAAAAGAGCAUGACAAAUUCCAUUUGUCGCGCUGAGCUAACUUGUAUUGCGAUUACUACUAGCUACGAUACAUUUGCAGUUCAUAUGGAACUCUGUUUCCCCGACGGUGCGCUACGUGUGGUUGUCAACGAACAAUGUAAACGAGGUGUGCACCAACUUCGGCGACCUGUCGGGGCUGCAGCACGGUGACACCCCGAUGAAAUGCACGCCCACGGGCAAAAAAUUCGGGAUUCCGAAGGAGCAGACGUGGGACACACAAGGCAUAUCAAUUGCAAAUGUGUGUGGAUCUGGAAGAGUCAUGCUGCUUUUGCAUGACACAGGAGGCCUGCCAUGGAAGCUCUAGCAUCACAGGUUUCGAGAAGCUUCCGCAAUGCCGAGUCCGCAUUACAAAUGCCCCAUUCUGGUGACAGAAAGUGGGCACCUUUUGCUGCCUGUGCAUGAGAGAUUUUUAUGGGUUGCAAAAUGCGCAUCACAAGUUUGCAUUCUUCCACCAGACCCAGACGUAUUUGCAAUGUAUAAGGCAAUACCCUCCGCAACGUCUUGGGGUGGUUGCCGAGCCAGUGGCUGUGGGUUUCGGUUGGGUUCAAUGUGCUGGUGAAUAUCAACGUGGUCAAAGGCCGUAGCCCGGAGGACCACGGCGUGGCUUUCCGGAAUCUGAUGCUGGUCCUCCCGUUGGCGGUCAGUGAGAAACUUAUCAAGCCGGCGCUGGUAAAGACCCGUCUUUAUCAUGAGCAAAAAUCCCCCCUCCCCAUAUCGAAAACGAAAUUUGUGAUGCUGAUUUGUGACCACAAAUCAGCUUUGUCUUGCAGUAGAGGACUGCAGGCCCAUAUCGUGCCGGAGUCGAGAGGUUUUGGCCUAGGCAUUUAGCAUGGGAAACGUUUACGCCGUAGGCCCAAUAGCAUUACAAACCGCCUGCAUAAUAGGGCGGAGCCUGUGGCGUUGCUUUCUUGCGUCACAGAUGCGAUUUGUGGUCACAAAUCAGCAUGACAAAUAAUUUUCUGAGUCAAUAUAUGGGGAAGGGGGAUUUUUCCUCGCAAUAGUCUUGGACCCGCCACCAUCCGACCGCCCGGAACCGCGAUGUGCACGGAGACGGGACACCGGAAGCCCGGCCUGGUGUCUAUGCUGUGUAAAAUUGUCCCCACCCCGUAGUCAAGUUGGUAAAUCUGCAACACAAAUCUCUAAGUCUUUGGAGUUGGGCAUGACAAGUUUCCAUCUGCAGUGUAGUUCUGGUUAGCAAAGGCAGCCGCAUGAGAAACCCGCUUUCUCAUCCUGUUUACAGCAUUACAAAGUCCAUAAACACAUUUAUUGGAAAUUGUAAUGCUAAGUAAUGGCUCUCAUGGCGAUGCGCAUUACAAAUGUUCCUGUCGUUGCGCAUUUGCAUGACAACUCAGGGGUGGGGACGUUUUUCCUCAGGAUACUGUCGGGCCACUCCUUCGCCGCGGUCGCGGUCCUUAUGCAAACGUUUUGGUUCAACUGGUUGCCCGCGUUCCGGGCUUUGAAGUCCUCGCCUUCGCGCGCCAAGAAGCACUUACGGAAAACGCUCGACUAUUGAGAGGAAAGAUCCCCCCUCCCUAUAUCGAAAAGGCGGUAUGUUUCCGAAAAUUUGUCUUGCUGAUUUGAGACCACAAAUCGCGUUCGUCUUGCAAGAAGACAAGUGUAGAGGCGGUCCGCGCCAUUAUGGAAACGAUUUGGCAUGCUGUUGGGCCUAGGGGGCAGCCGUUUCUAAUGCUAAACAACUAGACCCUGACCCAAGCGCCCCUGCUCCCUAGGCUGAGGAUCUGGCUGCGAUGCCGUAUUGCAAGACAGCGCGCAUUUGUGUACGGAAUUCCAGCAUCAGAAACUUCGUCUCGAUAUGGGGAGGGGUGAUUUUUCCUUCUGGUAUCGACGUCAUGGUGGCCAUCAAGGUCGGGCUCAAGCUCGGGUGGUUUAUCAAAUGCAAAAAUGUCUGGGUCGGGGAGAAUCCGAGAUUUGUCAUGCUAAUCUGGCAUGAUAAUGAUUCUGAGCUCUGUAUUGCGCGGCCGCGAACAGCUGCUACUCCCUGUCAUGCAAAAACGCAGUUUCUCAUGCAGAAUACGCAACUCAGAAGCAUGCAAAAAACUUGUCAUGCUUGGAAGCGCAUUACAGUGAGCUCACUCUUCCCUUCCUUGCAUCACAAAUUUCCCGACCCAGACAUUUUUGCAAUCCAUAUGGUUUUCCCAACGGCAAAUCGUCUCCUGGUUCCAGGCGUACUACGAGAAGCAUCAGCUACGCGGAGGUCCUCCCGGAGUUGUAAACAUGCCGGCCGAGGAAGUGCAUAGGCUGACGCUGGGCGUCCAAAAGAGCGGCGUGCUGGUCUUGCCGGAGGUGUUUUUCCAAAGCCGCAGGACGGUCGGAACUUGGGAUUUUGAGUACGAGAUCCGCGAAGACGGGAGCAUCGAUCCCGCGCCGCGUCCUCUGCCCGACGAGGACGUGUUUACGCACGCGAUGGAAGCCUUCGAGAACGAGUUUCUUUUUGCCGACACGCAGCGGGACGUGACCCACGGACGCGAAGUUGCCUUCGUCAGAGCAAUCGGGUCACACCGGUGGACGCGCGACGGGAAGCGGGCGUUUGUUACAGCCAUUCGCGUCUACAAUAUUGUCGAUUUAAUCUUCCUCUUAAUGGUCCCGGCCGCUCGUGUGAUAGACGAAGACCACACCAUCGGGCAGGCGGUCAGUGGCGGUGCCGCUGGUCUCCUGUGGCUGCCGACGACGUGGUUGGUGGCGACAGGGGUGAGCGAAUUAGUCCACCGACUCUUCCCAACGUUCGCCCAAGACGCGGCCGGCUGGUACCGCACCUGCGGGGAGCGCAUGGACGGCUGCUGGACACGCGUCGUGGAAAAGAUCACUCGAGCGGUCGUGCACGAAGAUGGCCUGCAGGAGGAACUUCAGGCACCGGACGCCGGCAACGGCGCAGAAGGUGCCGGGCGGCGGGUUGUCCCUGCGGAAGUAGCAGCAGGGAUGCUGUGAGUGAAAGCAAACUGACCACUCAGUCUUCACAUCUGGAAGGACCAACUUCACUCUUUUUGAUACGCAUGCCGGUGCGAGCAAAAUAGAAGGCUGCUGCUACGUGGAAAAACCAAGACUCCAUGUCUUGAGCCUCGUUCGUGCACCAAUUAUUUUUUCUUUUAUCGAACAGGCACUGUGGCGACUUGCUUCAGAACGCCAAAGCGCCGCGGCUAGGGUUUUUCAGGUAAUGUGGCAUAGAUUUUAUCAAGCACUAUGUAUGAUAUUAUUGCUGUACAUGUACAACCAGUGGUCGUCGACACUAGGAUCCACUUGUCGUACUAGUGGUCGACAUAUCAAAUAAAAAAAUGUCUGGGUCUGGAAGAUUCUGAGACUUGUCACGCACGUUUUGCAUGUGGUAUGAUGUCCGUGAUGCAUGCCCUAGCGUCACAGACUUUUUGAGGGCUUCGUGAUACUUACCUAUUCCGCAUGACAAAUGCCCUCUCCGCGUAGCCAAGAACAAAAUUGCAUUCCAUUACUUGCUGGUCAUGCGAUACAGAUUUUUUUGGAAUCCAAGUGCAGCAUCACAAGUUCGGAUUCUUCCAGAUGACCCAGACACUUUUGCAUUUGAUACGACAUCAUGAUGUGUAGUGAUCUAAGUGCUUCUAUAUGAAUUUGUUAUCUGUUUCUGUACUAUGCGAAAAAAGGAAGCGGAGAAGGUGUAGGAGUGGAAAACGAACGGUAAAUUUCGGAAAAAAAAAGCAUAUACCACUGUACGAGAAAGUAACAAAUGACCCUUAUGUAUUUGAAAAAAAAUCUUUUGCUCGUUUUGACUCUGAUGCCGCGUCAACAGAAAGUGCAAGAGGAGCUUCUGUGGUCAACUACAAGGGUGCUUUGCGAAACUACAAAGAACCACCGUAGUACUUCAACAUCACAAAGACCACUUUUAUGCAAGCAGCACUGGCCAACAUACAAAACUACUUGUACCAGAACAGGAUCAAGAAACGACUACCCGUUCUCUAUGUAUACUCGUCUUUUUCGUGUACUUCCACUGUUGUAGAAUUGACUUUCUUUUAUGUAAGGAUAUCUUAAAAAAAAUUGAUUGUAAUUGAUUUGAUCGACGCAUUAUAUGUCGAUCAAAAUGUUGACUUUUAUAUCUACUGCAAAUUAUGACAUCAUGGUCAAGCGGUAGAUGUACAAUGUCAGUCCUCUAGUACUACGCAAGAAGAGUAAACCAAAUCUUGAUUCAAGACAACAAACGAAGCUGGAGGAAUAAAACAAUAAAAGCAUGCAGCACAGUAGUAAUGGUACAUCACGACCAAGAGCAGGGCACCACAGUGUGGACCAGUAGUAAGUAAGUUCAUUUUAGUAUCUAUCUGUCCCUGCUGAAGAUGUGUAUAAUGAUGUUAUACCCAACAUGUAUGAUUUGACUUUUUCUUUUUGGCUCUGACGUCAUCCCGAAAAGCAACCAGAUCGCCAAAGCCUUAUGCCAAUGAAUCUCG
This is a messenger RNA of Amoebophrya sp. A120, 5650 nucleotides long. The record is from the annotation of a GenBank genome assembly. NCBI's taxonomy places the organism in Eukaryota, Dinophyceae, Syndiniales, Amoebophryaceae.